Closterium sp. Naga37s-1 is the source of this 473-nucleotide messenger RNA. NCBI's taxonomy places the organism in Eukaryota, Viridiplantae, Streptophyta, Zygnematophyceae, Desmidiales, Closteriaceae. The record is from the annotation of a GenBank genome assembly.
ACUGUGAUUGCCCCCUCGCCCCCUCCGCUUUUUCCCCCUCUCCCCACCCCUCAUUUCCCCUGCUGCUCUCCCUCCCUCCCCUCCCCUCCCCUCCCCUCCCCUUCCCUCACCCCCCUCGUCCGCCCCUCUCCCUUCCUGUGGGGUCACACCAGUUCAAGGUGACGCCAGGAGAUGCCAUCUACGUGGAGAAGCUCAACUUCGCCCAUGUCAACGACGUGAUUCAUUUGGAGAAGGUGCUGUUGAUCGGCUCUCCUUCCGAAUCUCUUAUCGGUCGGCCCACUCUCCCAGGCGCGUUUGUUUCAGCCCUUGUGGAAGAGCAUGCUCUUGACGCCAAGGUGAUAGUGUUCAAGAAGAAGAGGAGAAAGAACUACCGCCGCACCAAUGGUCACCGACAGGAAUUGACUCGGCUUCGGAUUCUUGGAAUAGCUGGCAUGGAUGCUGCGGAAGAGAGGGCAAUUGAAGCAGUAGCAUGA